CGUCCCACACUCGAACAAUCCCCAAGCGGCGGAAAGGAGAACCAAAUCGCACUUCGUCGAUCCCCGCCGCCGACUGGAGCUCGCCGGACCUCGCCCCGCCGGCGAACCUCGCCCGCAUCGCCGAUCCUCCAAGCCCCAGGCAAGGUGCUACUGUUCCGUGUCUAUCCAGUUGUCGACACCGAGUGAAUUGCCGGCAUGGGGGGCGUGUUUGGCCGCCUCGACUCGACCAAGCGGGGCUCGCAUGGCCUCAAGCUGGAGAGCAAGAUGGUGGAGUCCAUGCGGCAGAGAGCCGCGCACGGGACUUCGGUCAAGUCCUUCAACACCAUCAUCAUGAAGUUCCCAAGAAUCGACGAGGGCUUGAGGAACUGCAAGGCUAUCUUUGAGCAGUUCGAUGAAGAUUCAAAUGGUGAAAUUGAUAAAGAAGAACUGAAGAAUUGUUUUCAGAAGCUGGAAAUCUCAUUCGCGGAGGAGGAGAUAAGCGAUCUCUUUGAAGCUUGUGACAUAAAUGAAGAUAUGGGCAUGAAGUUCAAUGAGUUCAUUGUCUUUCUAUGCCUUGUUUAUCUUCUCAAUGAACCGGCCGCGUCGGAAGCAAAGACAAAGAUGGGAUUAGGGGAUCUCGAGUCAACUUUUGAGACCUUAGUUGAUGCGUUUGUCUUCUUGGAUAAGAAUAAAGAUGGGUACGUCAGUAAGGAUGAGAUGAUUCAAGCAAUAAAUGAGAGCAUACCAGGAGAACGCUCUUCAGGCCGUAUAGCCAUGAAAAGAUUUGAGGAGAUGGAUUGGGACAAGAAUGGGAUGGUUACCUUCAAGGAAUUUCUGUUUGCAUUCACUCGCUGGGUAGGAAUUGGUGAAAACGAGGAUGAGGAUGAAUGAAUGAUGUGGAAGUGAUAGCUGAAGAGUAGCUGAUGUUAUUGGGUUGUAUGGCUGUUUAUCCUCUUGUUAAUAUAGUGACUCAUCAUGGUCCAAAUAGAAUAGAUUUGACUUGUGUGAACACCUGUAUGUACAGUGUAUGUGGCAGUUUCACCUCAAAUGCACAAGUAUGAAGUAAACAAAAGAAACCGCCUGCAUUAACUUGUUCUUUUGUAUUCAUUGUUGUUUUGUA
Lolium rigidum is the source of this 1099-nucleotide messenger RNA. RefSeq names its product probable calcium-binding protein CML21. NCBI's taxonomy places the organism in Eukaryota, Viridiplantae, Streptophyta, Magnoliopsida, Poales, Poaceae. The transcript has 5 exons. The record is from RefSeq and is a predicted model, not a curated record. Gene Ontology annotation, molecular function: calcium ion binding. The coding region runs from base 196 to 870 and encodes 224 amino acids.